UUGUUGGCACGGCAACGUGAAAAAUCCAACAAAAAUGAAUCAUUACAAAUUUUUGUGUUGCGGAAAACUGUUGGAUUUCGAGUGAUGUGAGUUUCAGAGAAGAUAAACUUAAAAAAAUUUGAAUUUUUGCAGGAAAGAUUCUCGCCGUCAAAUAAUUCUCCUUGUAUUUUUGAAUUUCAUCAUUUUCGUCGCAUUGUAUUGGAAUUUCCAAGCCCAAAAAUGCACACCGAAAAUGUUGAUUUCUCACGAAUCGCAUGAAAGAGCAGUGCAGAAAUCCAGUGCUGAGAAACCGAAAAAAAAGACGAUGGAAUAUCAAGGAGUGCUGGAAUCCAGUGAUGGAAUCGGAUUCACUUUCAAAAAUCAGAAAAAUAUUGAACCAUUGCCAAUUUUUGGGGAACUCGAAAAAUUGCCAAAAUGUGAAAAUACAACGAAAUCGAAUUUUGAGCCGAAAUCCAUUCUUCAAGCUUUUCACAAUUGUAUUGAUCCGAUUUUCGAAAAUGAGUUGGGAAAAUUGAAUGUUUCUGCAUUUUCCUGGAAUUUCUGUGAUGCCACCCAAAAAUGCGAUGAUUUGAAGGAAAUUCAGAAGUUGCCGAUUAAACCGUUUGAAAAUCAACACGAAAUUAAAUGGGCCAUUUUACCGAAUUGUGUAAGUCGUGGAUAAAAUCUGAAAAAAACUAUUUUUGAUUUUCAGAUGGAGGAAAAUGUGAUGGUUACGUUGGGAAUCGGGCAUGACGUGGAUGCGGAGAUUCUAUUGAAUAGAGUGCGUUUUUUCGACACGUGGCAGGAAAUUUGACACAAAAUUUGAAUUUCAGACCCUCCCAAACACUAAAUUCUACGGAGCCGAUCCAAUAAUCGAGCCGAAUCUUCAACUAUACUCUAGUUUUGGCAAAUUUUUCCCAUUUGCUGUUGGCCGUGAAGCGGGAGUCACAACUUUUCGGAUUUUACCGAAUCAAAAUCAAAGAUCUCGUGAGUUCACAACUUUUUAUUUGAAUUUUCCGGAUUAUUUUUUUGCAGGACAAUAUUUCAACCAAGAUGUGACAGCUGUAGAUGUCACAUAUUUUUUGAAGAACAUUUUGAAGUUAUCGAAAAUCGAUUUUCUUUGGUUGGAUAUUGAAGGAGGCGAGACGUUUUUCUUGGAUUUUCUUCAUCGUGGAAAUCAAUUCGAUUUGGCUGGUAUUUCGAUUUGUCAAUUUAAUAUUGAAGUAGGAGGAGUUUCAAAAAUGUUUUUCUGUAUUUCAAUAAUAUUUUGCAGCUUCACCCAGUUUUAUGGAAAGGCGGAUAUCAGCGAGUUUAUGAUUUUUUGACUCAAAUUCGAAAAGAGAGUCGUUUUAUUUUUGUGAAGCCGAUGAAAACUUCAAAAGGAGUUUUUAGAUUGUUUUUUAUUAAUGUCGAGGAUCCGAAAUGUGUUAGAAAAUUUUUGUAA
This is a messenger RNA of Caenorhabditis angaria, 1423 nucleotides long. The record is from the annotation of a GenBank genome assembly. NCBI's taxonomy places the organism in Eukaryota, Metazoa, Nematoda, Chromadorea, Rhabditida, Rhabditidae.